CUUUCUUUCCUCUUUUAGUUUUUUUUCUUUCCUCGUCGUCUUCAAUGAAAUAAGCAGCAAAAAAUUCCUUAAAUCCUAACCCUUCUUCACCUAAAACCCUAAAACCAUGAAAAAUGACAACGAUCCCAUAGCAAUGGAAGCCCGAUCUGAUCAUUCAAAAAAUGCCCAAUAUAUUAAAACCCUAGUUCCAGGUCCUCUCUCUUCCUCUUCGCGAACCCUCCCUUCCAAUCAAGAAUUUAAUUUCUUUAACAACUUCGACAAUUUCAGACUCCCCAUCAAUCAAAUCGAUAAGACAUCGGAUUCUUUGCUGCAAAUCAUUGGCUCGUCGUCUAAAAACUCGGGCCCCAACAAUUCGAUCAAUUUCCCUAACAACAUUGACAGGAUAGCCGACGAUGAAGCUUAUCGUUGGCUCACUGGUAUGAACGACGGAAUCUUGGAACAAUUCAACGUUUCCGUCGACGAAUUUCAAAAGAUUCGAGAGAAAGAAGAGGAAAUGGGUUGCGUUGAUGGGUCGGAUCCGAGCAAUAACGGGUUUCAAUUGGUUCAGGGUAAUAAAAAAAAGAAAGGGGAUGGUGGUUUAACAAGAGACUCAGUUUGUGAGUCACCGAGUGGGAUGGAAGGUUGGAAUUCGAGUUCUUAUUCGGGAGUGAAGGUGAAGAAAGGGGCGUUGGCAGCGGUGACGACGGGGAAAGCGAAAGUUCCAUUCCAUAUACCUUCGAUAAGGAAGCCGCAGGAAGAGUAUAAUAUUCUUGUGAACAAUUCGAAUGAGCCUUUUGUACAUGUUUGGUUGCAGAAGACUGAGGAUGGGCAGCGUUUUGUUCAUCCAAUGGAAAAAGAAUCUGUUAUGGAUUUUGUGGAUAAAGAUAUAGCAGAUAUUGAGCCCAUAAUACCCCCAUCAAUUGAGUCUACCCCAUUCAAGCUGGUUGAGGAAGUAAAAGAUUUGAAAGAGUUAGCAGCUAAAUUACGCAGCGUGCAUGAGUUUGCGGUUGAUUUGGAGCAUAAUCAAUAUCGAUCUUUCCAAGGAUUGACUUGCUUGAUGCAAAUUUCUACCAGAACCGAGGAUUUUGUUGUAGAUGCUUUGAAGCUUCGAAUUCAUAUCGGUCCAUAUCUUAGGGAAAUAUUCAAAGAUCCCGCAAAAAAAAAGGUUAUGCAUGGAGCAGACAGGGAUCUUGGCUUCAACGGGACUUUGGCAUAUACUUGUGCAUCUCUUUGA
Messenger RNA from Hibiscus syriacus, 1213 nucleotides. RefSeq names its product protein RRP6-like 2. Bases 107 to 1213 code for a protein of 368 amino acids. The record is from RefSeq and is a predicted model, not a curated record. Gene Ontology annotation, biological process: TRAMP-dependent tRNA surveillance pathway; nuclear polyadenylation-dependent snRNA catabolic process; exonucleolytic trimming to generate mature 3'-end of 5.8S rRNA from tricistronic rRNA transcript (SSU-rRNA, 5.8S rRNA, LSU-rRNA). Gene Ontology annotation, molecular function: 3'-5'-RNA exonuclease activity; nucleic acid binding. NCBI's taxonomy places the organism in Eukaryota, Viridiplantae, Streptophyta, Magnoliopsida, Malvales, Malvaceae. Gene Ontology annotation, cellular component: nuclear exosome (RNase complex); nucleolus. The transcript is spliced from 4 exons.